This is a messenger RNA of Orbicella faveolata, 1638 nucleotides long. RefSeq names its product ataxin-10-like. Gene Ontology annotation, cellular component: cytosol. NCBI's taxonomy places the organism in Eukaryota, Metazoa, Cnidaria, Anthozoa, Scleractinia, Merulinidae. Gene Ontology annotation, biological process: neuron projection development. The record is from RefSeq and is a predicted model, not a curated record.
CUGGGGCGAAUUAGGAAUGGUCAGCGGAAUUACACAACAACUAACUUCUAAAAUGGCGGACACGAGGGUAGAAGAUAGAUCAUUGUCCGGUCUGAGAUCUUUGGCAGAGACGCUUGAUUACACGGAAAAAUCCUGGAUUGAAACUAAGGAAACUUUAGAUAAACUUAAGACCUGGGCUUUGGUUCAAGAGAACAGAUGCUUUGUAACAGAGGCAAAUAUUGUACAGGUGAAAGAUGUCAUUGUGGCCUGCAAAAACACUUUGCGUGCACAAACACGUGAAUGGAAAGAACAACAACUCAUCCUUUGUUUGAAAGCUUUAACAGAGGCCUUUAGAUUCUUGAGAAACUGCUGUGCAGAAACACCAAAAAAUCAGAACAGUAUAAUAUCAUCAGGUGUGUUGGAACACGUGAUGGAUAUUACUGUCAUUUUGUUGAAACCAGACUUCCAAGAAAGUGAACAAGGAUCAGAUGUUAUUGAUGCUAUAAGAAGUAGUCUGCAGCUUCUUGGAAAUACAAUUGUCCAAAAUGACACCACCCAGCAAUUUGUGUGGAAAAAGUGCUUUCCACGAUUCUUCUUGAAUGUAUUUUCGUCAACAAAUCACAGAGUUCAGGACUGCUUGUGUAUGAUUAUAUACAACUGUUUAAAUGAACACAGGAGAUUACAGCUUGUUAGUGAUCACGAUGGUCUCAAGAUUAUUUCGCACAUUGUACACCUGUGUUCUAACAAAUCUCAGCUUGAAUGGGGGUAUUUAAUUUUGGAUUAUUUGAUCUGCAAUGGUCUUUUCCCUGAGAUGUACCAAGGAAUUGAAUUUGAUCCAGUAGCUAGGAUAAUUUUGUUGGACUUAUUGCAGGUCAAAAUAACAGCUGCUUUAGAUGAACCGAAUAAUAAAUCAAUAGAAGGACAAUCUGAGGAUGAUUUUUAUGCAACAUCAUUAGGAUACCUUGCCGAACAGUUUGAGAGCCAUGCUGUCAAUAUUACACAAAGACUACAGCAAUUGGAUCACUCAUCUGAUGACUUUUUUCAGGUGUUGAUUGUUACACGGCUAUUAGGCAUACUGUCUGUCAGUACUGGACUGCAGUCAAACCUGGCUGGCCUGCAGGAAAGAACCUCAUUACUGGUCACAUGUGUAGAUUUAUUAAAAGAAACAGCUAAGCCUGAGGCCAAGGCAACAUUCACCAAUGUGAGCCAACUUCCACAAGGUGUAGACUCUGAGGAACUAAGUCCUAGUCAUGGUUUUCAGAGAGAUCUAGUGCGAGUUAUUGGGAACAUGUGUUACCGGCACGCAGCCAAUCAGAACAAGGUGCGGGAACUUGAAGGAAUUCCUUUAUUACUGGAUCACUGUAAUGUUGAUGAUCAGAAUCCCUAUAUUUGCCAGUGGGCCAUCUUCGCCAUCAGGAAUCUUCUGGAGAACAAUAAAGAAAAUCAGAACAUUGUUUCAUCAAUGGAUCCUGGAGGGCUUGCCAACUCGUCAAGAUUGCGGCAGUUUGGAGUCGAGGCUGUCGAACUGGACAAUGGAAGAAUCAAGCUCGUCCAAAUAACAUGAUCUACACGAAAGAAUUAUUAUACUGCAGAUGAUUAUAACAGUAAAAUUGAUUGGGUAAUAAAAUCCAGUGGCUUGAACAUAGCAACUCAAAGUAA